This is a messenger RNA of Myripristis murdjan (pinecone soldierfish), 5602 nucleotides long. RefSeq names its product multimerin 2a (gene mmrn2a). The transcript is spliced from 11 exons. Gene Ontology annotation, molecular function: protein binding. Bases 16 to 3273 code for a protein of 1085 amino acids. The record is from RefSeq and is a predicted model, not a curated record. NCBI's taxonomy places the organism in Eukaryota, Metazoa, Chordata, Actinopteri, Holocentriformes, Holocentridae.
GGCUCACACACAGACAUGGCGGCGGUGGAGGAGCUGCUGCUGGUGCUCGGCCUGCUGGCCGGCGUGCGCGGCGAGGUGAGGGCCCGCGACCCCGGCGUCGACCACGAGGAGCUGGGAGGAGGGGCCGGGGCGGCGAGGGGCCUCGGGAUGGCACUGAACCUGCCGGGGCAAGUGGGCGUGACGCCGCCACCGCCAGGAAAGGGAGGGAACUACCCCGCCCGCAUCAGGAACAUGUGUGCGUUCGUCCACAGGCAGGAGGUCAACGUGGUGGUGAGCUGCGGGACGGAGAAGUUCACCAUCAAGCCCCAGAGCCCCUGUCCCGAAGGGGCGCCCAACUGCCCGCUGGUCAUGUACAUGCUGUCCAUGCGGCCGGUCUACAGGUUGAAGAAGCAGAUCGUCACGUCUCUGCGGUGGCGAUGCUGCCCGGGAGAAACCUGCGAGGACUCACCGCACCGUUACCAUGUCUCUGACGCUGCAAACGCCGCUCUGAUGGGAGGACCAGGAGGUGUUGAGCUCCACCCCCCAGGUAUUCAGGUGCAGCAGCAGCGACGUGACCUCUAUCAGCCGCAGAACGACCAACAGGCCGCCGCUGCACAGCCCGACGCCGCGCAGCCUGAUGCCAUUCAGCCUGACGCCAUGCAGCCUGACGCCACGCAGCCUGACGCCGUGCACCACCACGCCGCGCAGCAACAUGCCGUGCAGCCCGACGACGCGCACCACCACACCGCGCACCACCACGCCACGCAGCCCGACGCCGCGCAGCACCACGCCGCGCACCACCACGCCACCACACCCUCGCCGGGUCCCAGCCAUCAGGGUCCACAGGUGGACGCCGGCCCGCUGCCGUUCCCGGACGCCCCCGCUGCCCUGCCGCUGCCCGUCAUGAUGGAGCUGGUCAUGUCCCAGCUGCAGCCCGUCCUGCAGGGCGUCAACCGCAGCCUGGAGCAGCUGAGCCGGCGGGUCGGGGAGCUGGCGGCCGACGUGGCCCAGCUGAAGAGCGGCCGGCCCGGCCCGGAGGCCCUGGGAGGCCCGGAGCUCACGGAGGAAGAGGAGGAGGAGUCCAGCUUCGACGCCAAGCUGGACGAGACGUUUCAGCACAUCGAGGAGGUGCGCAGGCAGCUGGAGAGCCACCGCGCCGACAUGGAGGACAGGCUGCACUCCCAGCAUGCCAUGCUGCACUACAACCUCACCAGCUUUAAGACGGAUGUGGACAUGAAGCUGAAACGCAGCCAGAAGAUGCUGCAGGUCAGCCUCCAGGCCAUGAACACCACGCUGGCAGAGAUGAGGCUGGACCAGGAUCAGAUGUAUGAGGAUUUGCAGAAUAUGCUGGCAGAAGGUCGUCCCUCAGUUCCAGUAACCCCCCCUCCUCGCCUGCCAGUCCUCCAGGCCUCGCCGCCCCCGCCCCAGCUGCAGCCGCCCCCUCAGCCCCGGGACACCUCGGCGCUCUGGGAGGCCAUCGAACGCCUGGACAACAAGGUGGUCAACAACACGGUGAAGGUGAACAGCCUGGUGGAGGACAUGGAGGAGACCUCAGGUGACAUCCGGGAGCUGAGGAGGGAGUGCAAGGACCUGGAGGAGAAGAUCGCCCAGACGGGUCGCAACAGCCAGAUCCAGUUCAUGGAGACGGGUCUGGAGGUGGAGGCGGCCAAGGUGGCGGUUCUGACCCGGGUUGGCGAGCUGGCGGGGAACCUCAGCCAGCAGAGCACCCUGCUGCAGGACGUGGAGGUCGACGUGGACUACCUGUUCACGGCCUUCUACAAGAACGCCAACUCGUCCGGAGACUGCGACUGCAAGAUGCUGAAGGCCACCAUCGCACGGCUGGAGCAAAGUGUGGCAAACGUGACGGAGCUGGCCAAUGAGAACCGCUUAACCUUGGACGGAUACAGCGAGGUCGGAGCAGGCCAGUGGGGCGAGGCCAGCGACUGGGAGCCGGCGGUGGAGACGCUCCAACACGGCCUCCAGCAGGUGAAGGAGUCGCUGGCCUUCGAGCAAGGCAGGACCAGGACUCUGCACCACAACCUGACCUGGCUGAGCAGCUCGUUGGCGGGCAACAUGGCGGACGUGGCCCGCCUGCAGGAGGUCGACCAGGGGCUGGAGGAGGAGAUGCGCCACCUGGCCAGCUCCUUCGCUGCGCUCCUGAAGGACGCCAUCCGCCACAAUGACAUCCUGGAGAUGUUGCUAGGGGAGGAGGUGCUGGAGUUCAUGGAGUGGCCGGUUCAGGACCAGGAGGCUCACUCCAUCCCAGUACUGAAGGAGCGGAUGCAACACAUGCAGGAGGAGCUGAGUGAACACAAGCUCAGCAUCACCUCCCUGCUGGGCAAUAGGCCAGGAGGCAGAGUGGAGUCACCUGCUGCCGACCAGCCCUCCUCCUCCUCCCACCUUGACCCAGCCCCUGGCAGCAUGAAGAGGAGGAGCGGCGGUCCAACCAGGGAACGCCAGAUCCUGCACCCUGAAGGGCGGCGUCUGGACUAUGUAGCAGAUGGAGGAGAUCUGUGGAACCUGGGGAAAACCGUGGAGGCGCUGGGGGUGAAGGUGCAGCGGCUGGAGGAGAGGCCCUGCCCGGCCAGCUGCAACAACAGCCACAACAACAAGGAGGCGCUCUCAGAUGACGUGAAGGCCAAACUGCAGGCGGAGGUGCUGUGGUUGAAGAGGGGGCUGGAGGAGCACCUCAGGGUGUUUAAGAACGUCUUCAGUAACGCUGAGGUACUGGCGGGGUCGGACGCCACGCUGGAUCUGGACAAACUGUGGAACCUGGUGAAGAACAAAGACGGGAAGAGAGAGAAGAGGAAAGGUGUGGAGAUGAAUAGAGGAGGGAGGGAGGGAUCCAGCGGGAGAGGAAGCCAUCGGAGCAGGAGGGAGACACACGGUUACGUUCCUGCCUUGAGAGAACUCAUGGAGAACCCUCUCCUGUUCCUGGCUGGUUCACCGCUUAACGCCCAAAAUGGGGGUUCCAUUACGUUUGAAGCGUCUGUGAACCGCGGGCAGGUUUACUCUGACACCGGCACAUUCACCGCUCCAGUAGACGGGAUGUACCUGUUCGUCCUCACCUUGGACCUCAGGCCGGGCCCCGCCCACGUCGGCUUGAGGAGGAAGUCGGGCGGCGCUCUCGCCUCGCUCCACAGGGAGGAGGUGACGGGGGCAGGGCCUGUCACCCGCCUGGGCCUCCUGCCGCUGAGGGAGGGCGAGGUGGUCCACCUGGAACUGAGAGAAGGAGUGCUGGUGGAUUCACGGGACAAUGUCUUCGCCGGCCUCCUGCUCCACCGGGCCACCUGAGGGCGCUGUGGGACAUUUAGCUGACUGCCUGUGGAGAGACUGCUAGUAAACUCUGGGAGGGAGGCGGGAGGGAGGCUCAUUGUUGAAGCUACAGGGAGUCAAGAAUUUGGGGUGCAAUACAUGCACUGAAAAUUUAUCACUUUCUAUUUUCCAUUUGUUGGAGGCUUUCAGUUUAAAGCACCUUACAGAGUAGAAUAAAAACUCCUUAGUGCCUUGCUCAGCUUUUCUGUAUUGAUGACAUGGUGGACUGCAGAUUCAGAGUUUUGGUUCUACAAACUUUUCUUGGAGGCAGAGCUGCUCUGGAAGCAAAAAUGAUGUCAGUGGUUGAGUUAAACCGCACUGGCUAGAAUAAAAGUUUUUCACGCUGACAUUUGAGCAGGGAUCAGCAACCUCAGGCACGAGGGAUGGGGUGAAGAUCCAUUCACUUAAGUAUCUCAAUUCUUUUUAUUUAAACAAUUUUUAAAUUUUUCUAAAUUACUGGAUCAAUUCAAAGUAUAGAUACUGGCAUCAUAUGAAACUGUUGGUAAGGAACCUGUUGGUACCAGGUAUGUCGUGCUGGGUUGUUGGCCAGGGGACUAAAAACGUCCACAAAGUUAGUUUAGGAAAAGUCCCCUGGUGUGUCCCCAGCUCUAGUCCAGCUGAACAAGGCUAACUAGUUGAGCUGGGCAAAUGUAAGCUCAAAGUAGCCAUGUUAGCCUGCAGUUAUCUCAGAAAACAAGUUCACUAAGCAGCUGACCUCCCACCAUCAAGAAUAAAUGCAUUAAUAAAAUGUUACAGCACUGGCAUUUGUAUAGCUUAUGACUAGAUUCCUCACUUUGUCCUGAAAGUUUGUGAACUUCUGCUCUGAUUCGGUUUUGUUGCUGUGCUCAGUGAGGUUUAACUCAUCCAGUGAGAUUAUUUCUGCCUCUGAGAAAUGUUUUAGAGCCGUGGGUUUUCAACCAGCGGUGAACCGGGGAGCACCAUCCCAGCAGCAGCUCGCUCCAAAUCCAGCUUCACCCACCAGACUAUAACUCACUUUAACUUGCUUUUACUUUUCACUGAAGCCUGCUAAAAGGUCUUGUCAUUGGCACUAUCAGUAAAAUAUGUUUAGUUGGUGGACGUUAACGGGCGCUGUAAUCAACACCAAGACAAGUCACCUCGACUUCUCUAAGCUUUACAGCUGAAUGAAUUAGAUUUUUCUAUAAACAAGAGAUAAUAAAUGGAAAUGUGUUAACAAACAUUUUCAAACUCCAUUAUUGUGUACACGGUGUCAGAGACCAAAUGCAGUACCUUCACGCACCAGCAGGGGGCUGUGGGCCACUGGUUGAAAACCCUGUUUCAGAGGUAAAACUCAAACCUGCUGGAAGUUGAUGAGGAGCAAAAAUGAUUACUGCUGACCAUGCAGCUCCUCUGUUCUUCUGCACACUGGUCCACUGAGCCACACUGGGAACUGAACCCCAAACCCUUUGCCUUGUUAGUGCCUUGCUUUACCCGCUGAGCUGCACCAAACCUCUCUGUACCACACCUCGAAGCUGUCUCAUUACCUGUAAUAUUAACAAACUGCAAAGCUGAGGCAACCUUACUUCCAUUUUAAGGAGGAGGAAGAGGAGGAGCUAAUCUAGAUUAAAGGAAGUUAAACUGGUCUUCAGAUUACUGUAUAUAUCUCAAACUCACCAAGAAAAUAGCUUUGUCAGCGCAGGUGGUGACAUGGUUAUGUAAAAACACUGUAUGUCAGGGAACUGUUGGUAAAGAAAUGAUCUGAUCAAAAGCGUUUAAAGGAUGUUUUUACUUCUGCAAAUAUUCCAUCUUUUAAAUGCAGCAUUAAAGCUUUAGAGCCACCUGACCAUGAAAACAGCUUUAUCUGCAAAGUGCCAUUAUAUUUAUGUCAAAACAUAAAACUUAUUUUGUCCAAGAUCUGUUGAUGAGUGUUUUAAAGUAGGUUUUACCUGUUUUUUUUUUUUUUUUUUUUUUUUUUUUUUUUUUUUUAAUGAAAGAAACAUGAUCUUUUACAGGUUAGGGUUAGGUGGAAGGUGGAAGAUCAACAUUUAAAUUUGCCAGACUGUAAUUGAGUAUAGUGUUUGUUAUAUCUAUGAAAAUGUCUAUAUGAUUAUGUAAAAACACCAUGGAACACUUUAUGUUGAAGAACUUUUGUCAAAAAUGUUGCUAAAAGUUAUAAAGGAAGCUUUAUAUUAGAUUGUUUAUAUGGGGGAGGGGAACAUUUGUAUGUAAAGUCAUAAAUAAAAAUAAAAAUAAAAUAACUCACUCUCAAAAAAAAAAAAAAACAGUAUUCAUGCAAAGGAUGUACUGAAUCAUUUUGGGACAGGACACGGUCUGGGUUCAGAAAGCUUUU